Pseudocercospora fijiensis CIRAD86 is the source of this 486-nucleotide messenger RNA. RefSeq lists its product as uncharacterized. Lineage: Eukaryota; Fungi; Ascomycota; Dothideomycetes; Mycosphaerellales; Mycosphaerellaceae. The record is from RefSeq and is a predicted model, not a curated record. Bases 1 to 486 code for a protein of 161 amino acids. The transcript is spliced from 2 exons.
AUGCGAAGUCUCAUGGCAACUGUGCUGCCUACCACGCACGUCAAGACAGCUCUGCAAGUAGCUCACGGUCGGCAAUUGUCGGGUGCUGUGGUUGGCCUUCUCAAGAUAUGCUUCGCAGGCAUGUGCGCAUGGACAUUGGACAGUCCGGCCUGGGCUUGUCGUUGCGAGGACCUGAUCGGGCAGGACGAGAGUUGUGUUACGCCAACAGCGCGUAGCCUAGCAAAGUCAGCAGCGCGAUGGUGGUGCGACGCCGGUAUUGCUGCUGCUGCUGCUGCUGCCGAUGCUGAUGCCUCUGUCUGGCCGUGGGCGUUUGUCGCCAGCGCAGGUGUAGGUGUUGGUGUUGCCGGAGACAUACACAGAAUAAUCCGAAAUCCGGCGAUCUCCACACAGAGAGACAUGGAUGCGCCACGAGACUCGACAUUAGCCUGGCACGUGGUUUUGACAGUAGUAGUACCCGAAGCCAAAGGGCUGGAAAGGACAGCGUAG